AUGAUUGAGGUCGGGGGAACGGCUUCACAAGCCAGCGUGGGUUCUGGGAGACCGGGGACGAGACCAGCGCGGAGGACGAAGAAGCGGCGGGACUCGAAGGUGUAUCAAGGCCAUUGUUCAAGAAUUUCCACCUCGACUGAGAUGUCCCCCACUUCUCAGAAAUCCAAUUCCGAAAAUGGAUCGCACAGCUUCAGCAGCCAUCUGUCAAAAAUUGAGGACCAGAUAUGUCCACAAUUCAAUCACCAACAAGCCUUUGACCUGGAUAGUAUGGGGGAGUGCCGAAACAACAGCAAUACCGAUUCGACGAGUUUUUAUCCAGGAAGUAAUAUUGGUCCACCAUGGCAAGCUUCAAUGAUGUCCUAUCCAUAUCAGUCCAACAAUUCUCCUCAGUAUUUGGAAGGCGCCGAAUCCGUUCCAUAUCAGAAUGGAUUUUACGUUCAUGUCGCCAACAACAUAGGAGAACCAUGGACGAAGGUCGUUACGACUGAUGGCCAUAUCAAUGCCGAGAUAAAUGCUAUGGCGGGAAUGGGCCAUACUUUCGGCACUUAUGAGAACUUAGGAAGCUUGUCAGGCUCAACACCUACAAGUCCCGAAUCAGAUGGCUGGAUUCUUUGCCCGCCGGUGGUAUCAUGUAGCUUGGAUUCCAACCCGAUCACGACCACGUUCUGUGAUCCGUUUUUCACCGAUGCAUACACCAUGUUCGGAGCGCCUUACUACACGCCAAUUACAUCUCAACCGGACUCGGGUGCUUUAUAUCACGAUGCUUUCAAUUUUCCUCAUGCAAACGAACCGCCGCUAGAUGUAAGUUAUCCGGAUCACAUUCCUCCAGAAAAUCGAUUUCCAGUAAACGACCCUGGGAGGCAUCUCAAAUAUCAAGCCGAGGUCAACCCUACCCUUGCCAUCGAGUCACUCAAGGCCAUACCGCAGGUAGAUACUUCAUUCGCAAGAGGGUACUCGGAGUCCACUCAACUGAAGACUGAGAUGACACCCGCGACACCGCCAGUAGACAGUGAUAAUGAUAGCUUUAUCCCAUUUGAUCCUAGACUUCACACCCCAUCAAGCGGUUCACCGACCUCAUCUAGGUCAGGAGGGUCUCACAGGCCGUCACCGCGGCAUCUUGAAAAUGAUAAUCAUGCGCACGUUUUCAGUUCAUUCUCGGGGACAACAAGGCCGAAGAUACAAAAAGGUCGGCAAAGAAAUUUGACGCAAGAAGAAAAGAAACAGGCACGAGAUGUAAGGGAAGCAAAAGCUUGCUGGUCAUGUCAUAUUUCCAAGACAAAAUGCUCUCCAUGUUCUCCAGGAAGCCCUUGUGAACAAUGUGCAAGACUUAUCGGCAAGAGAAGAUUCUGUAAAUUCGAAUGUUUCAAUGACCCACUUGAAUCAUUGUAUGUUUUCAUGGUGCCCGACUACCUGUUCGGGCACUAUACUCGACAAAAUGUGGAGGCCUUUAUAACGAGAAAUACGAAGAGUUGGGGGAGAGAAAAAUUUCAGGUGCAAGUAAGAUGGGGUCGUCAACACUAUAUCAAAGCCAACGUCGUCGCCCUAGAACUGCAAAGUGAGAAUUCAGAAAUGGCGUUUCACCACCCAGGCCGAGCAAAUGGUUCGGGAGGUCGGGGCCUAGGCAAGGAACGUAGUAUACCACUUGGAGUGCCAAUCGACGACAUGGACGACAUGGAAGAAGACUACGCCGAUUACGUUCGGGAAAUAGUCCAGACUGGUCUAGGGGACUACCACAUAGCAGCAUACUUCCCGGAGGAUUCUCUGCUAGUGAAAAAACUCUUAAGAAUAGCGAGCUCAUACUACACUUCAGGCCUCGAAUCAGGUUCAGAGUGCGAAGUACUUCGACAAGCACUUGAAAUGCACGUCGCAACAUCAGUCCUGGAGAAGAAUCUGGCACUCGACGAUUUGUCUGUGGAUGAAGUACAGGUCCAUCUUGGCCACGGCUAUCCAGACAGAGCCGUGGCAAGAGGUGUACAGAGACAGAUCAAGCUAGCAUUUUUCCUUAGCCAACAUAAACGCAUAAACAAGAUCCUCAAGGAAUGGGGUCACAUGAUGUGGUCUAUUGGAAACACCGCAGGUAAUGACAGCAAAUGGGCUGUCAGCUUCUGUGUUUUCCUACUCAUGACAAUGGUCAUGGGGAAGGUGAGGGCUAAUGGGCAUUACUUUUGCGAAAACAAAAUCCGUCAUAAGGGUGCUGAUCCGACUGGUGAGAGAGCGAAGCUUUCGGAGCUCUUGAAAUUAAGCGAGGACCAGGUUUUCGACAGGUGCAAGGAGAUAUUCCAUUGGAAGUUCAAGACCAGAAAAGGCGGUAAAGAGGCUUGUAAUCCAAUCCGUGAUGGGCUAGAAGCGUUUCGAGGAAGACCUGUAGAUGACGGUCUAAAAAGUCUGACAUACGGCCUCCAAAGCGUUGUGAGAGAAUUCGGUAAGCGAGAAUCACCACCUCUAUUUCUUCCUUGUGCACACGCUUACAACUUCUAG
Molecule: messenger RNA, 2478 nt
Organism: Glarea lozoyensis ATCC 20868
Lineage: Eukaryota; Fungi; Ascomycota; Leotiomycetes; Helotiales; Helotiaceae
Exons: 5
Coding region: 1-2478 (825 amino acids)
Biological process (GO): regulation of DNA-templated transcription
Molecular function (GO): DNA-binding transcription factor activity, RNA polymerase II-specific; zinc ion binding
Source: RefSeq, a predicted model, not a curated record